GCGCCGAAGAAGGGAUCGGAGACACGCAGAGCCUGCCUCAAGACAAUCACCCACCUCAAGCCGCGUCAAAACCGCACCGUAUAUAUGGCGCCCAGCCCACAGGGACGGUGCCGACCACCAGAUGGAAACAAACUUCCCCACCAUAAGCCG
Pelobates cultripes (western spadefoot toad) is the source of this 150-nucleotide messenger RNA. The record is from the annotation of a GenBank genome assembly. NCBI's taxonomy places the organism in Eukaryota, Metazoa, Chordata, Amphibia, Anura, Pelobatidae.